CCUCAUUGCUGGCCUCAUCACUCCUCUGUGAUGAUGACGACUUGAAUAACUGUAAGGGUACUAGGUUAAAGGUGCUUUUGUUACCGUUUGUUAUGGCUCUCUCGUUCCUUAGGUGGGGACCACAGCCAUAACAAACGGGAUAAACGAACACCAAAAGCCUACAUCUAAGAACUGCACCAUUUUCGACAGCUUCGAUUUCGGGAACGACGUUGAUGCACUGCGACGGCUACCGCGGGAUAGCUCUUCUUGUAACGAACAACACCAAGGAGACGAUGUUCUUGAUCUACUUCCGGAUACGCUUGACGGGAACGCCAGAAGAUCAAGUGACAAGAAGGGAACCUGUAGGCGCCAUGAAGAAGAUGAGCAAGAAACCUAUCCACCUCGAAGCCAAGAUCUUAGAACGUCGGAUUCCAAAGGUCAGUACAACAAGACGAAGACACGAAGUGAAAGAAAUUCGACACUGAGGAAGUCGAACGCAGACGAAGAAGACAAGAAGGUGGAUUUAGCAGAUAUAUCGCACAUAUCGCAUGAACCCUGGCGCGACGACGAGCAGAAAGAGCGAACGAGGCAAAGCGAGAUAUGA
Messenger RNA from Amoebophrya sp. A25, 583 nucleotides. The record is from the annotation of a GenBank genome assembly. Lineage: Eukaryota; Dinophyceae; Syndiniales; Amoebophryaceae.